AAAAUCAAGGUGAACUCUGGAGAGUAUGCUUGGCCGGUAAAGAUAAAUGUCUUGCUGAAAAAAUUUACAGGCUAGAGGUGCCUUGGAAAUAUGAGGACGACUGGACAAAGUUGGCGGAUAUUUGCAAGAUGAUGCUAUUGAUAGAA
Molecule: messenger RNA, 146 nt
Organism: Acaulospora colombiana
Lineage: Eukaryota; Fungi; Glomeromycota; Glomeromycetes; Diversisporales; Acaulosporaceae
Source: the annotation of a GenBank genome assembly